AUGACUGCAGUGUCGGUUCAUGCGGCUGGGAAUCUCGUCAAUACUUAUUACGACUUCGUAAAGGGGAUCGACAGCAAGAAGAGUGACGAUCGGACGCUGGUCGACCACAUAUUGAGCAAGGAUGAGGUGGUGAGCCUUGCAUCUGUGCUGUAUGGACUAGGGUGCCUGGGGUUUGUAUGCUCUGUGGCGCUGUCCCCUGCCAAGAUGGAACACCUGGCUCUGGUCUAUUUUGGGGGGUUGUCCAGCUCGUUCCUCUACACAGGUGGGGUGGGGUUCAAGUACAUCGCCCUAGGGGACGUGCUGGUCCUAAUCAUCUUUGGCCCAGUCACUCUGGUUUUCUCGUUCAUGGCGCAGAGUGGGCGAUUCCACUGGGCGACCAUCGUGUAUGCCUUGCCACUGGCGCUCAAUUCUGAGGCCAUCCUACACAGCAACAACACCAGAGACAUGGAAAGCGACAGGAGGGCGGGGAUCGUGACUCUGGCCAUCCUUAUAGGACCAACACUCUCCAAGGUUCUCUAUGCUCUGCUGCUCUUCACGCCUUUCAUCAUCGUGACGCUGUGGGCCAUGCACUGUUCUGCUUGGUUCUUUCUUCCAUUGUUGUCCAUGAAGAGUGCAUUCACUUUAGAAAAGGACUUUCGAGCUCUCUCACCUGUGCCACUGCAGAUUCCCAAGAGAACAGCACAACUGACCCUCACGUUUGGAAUCCUUUAUGUCUUGGCUGUGGCCCUGGCUCCAGCUAAGUCUCUGCCUCUUUUGGCAUCUCUGGCUAGGUGA
Messenger RNA from Darwinula stevensoni, 774 nucleotides. The record is from the annotation of a GenBank genome assembly. Lineage: Eukaryota; Metazoa; Arthropoda; Ostracoda; Podocopida; Darwinulidae.